AAGGCAAUAAUUAUUAUUGUUUAAUUUAAUAUAUAUAUAUAAAGAAUUAAUAGCUUGCACCUUCGUGUGAAGUUUUCGUUCGUGGGUUUAAUUUAAUUUUUUUUUUUUUUUACAGAAGAAAAAAAAAAAACAGUUGCUAGGAUACGAUGCAACAUAUAACGUUACAGGCGGUUUUUAGAUCAAUAUUUUAUAGAGCAGCUUUCAGAUGCCAGGGGGAGAAAUGAGGCAUUUAGAGAACAUCAGACCUCCAAGAUCACGGGUGCUGUUAUGGGUUGAUCUGAAACACAGUGACAUGGAAGAGAUUGAGAAGAGCAAUUCCAUACCAGAGAUCGAAAGGAUUUUGUGCCGUGCCUUAUUGGCUUCAGAUGUGGCUCAGCCAAAACAGAGAGUACUACUGGAGCUGUACACAAAUCAUGUGUUGUUCUGCAAAGAGCAACAUUUUAACAGGGAACAAACUUCUGUACUUAUUUCUAUUAUCAAAAACGUACAUCAGUUUAACACAGAAACGCCCCUCAAUAACACAGAUCACUGUUUGACCUACUGCAGUGAACUUCUGCUUUGCCAUUCAGUCAGGAGGCCUCCUUUCAGUAUUGACCUUUUCAGCUCGGAGCAAGUGACACAAAUUUUGUCCUAUUUCAUCAACACAUAUAUGAGACAUUAUUUUUUCUACAAAUAUAUUUUUACCCCAGAGGUACAGCUGGAUAUAUCUUUGUCAUAUAUUGGAAUACCUGAGGAUACAGAUAUAGAGGAAACUGCCCAAACUGAAAGUGUUGCAGAUGGCAAAAGAGAAACUGAGAGGGAGACAGAACUGGAUGGAGAAGUUCAACAAAGUGCUGCACUGGAAAUGACAGCUACAGAGACAGACAGCCUCGAACAAGGGUCUUCUCCAAAGUCUGAGCUAAGGACCAUCGUUCAAAAGGAAGUGAGGGAUGAAGUGAUGCGUUUGACUGCUCAGCUACAACAACGGCUCCAGGACAGUGCUGAUCAGCUAAAUAAUGCCAUUAGUAAACUGGAGACCAACAUUCAAGUUAAGAAGUAAGAAAAUAUGU
Molecule: messenger RNA, 1049 nt
Organism: Onychostoma macrolepis
Lineage: Eukaryota; Metazoa; Chordata; Actinopteri; Cypriniformes; Cyprinidae
Gene: cfap119
Product: cilia and flagella associated protein 119
Exons: 9
Coding region: 206-1039 (277 amino acids)
Source: RefSeq, a predicted model, not a curated record